AUGCCUGGUUACGGAUACGAACGAAUGAAGCUGAAGGAGUAUCUCGGGAUCGAAUGGAUUGAAAAUGGCUUCGAUCAGACCGAUCUGAGCCAAAUUGGGCCAAAUGCUAAAAUUUUUGGACUUGCCAAGGUCUAUCAAAAUUAUCCCAACGACUUGGACUGCACAUUUGACGACGUUACAAAAUGUCGCUGGCGUAAUGCAAGGCCGGAUGAAUCGCUUGAUUCGCUCGACUUUUAUUUAUUUGAGAAAAUUGAUUUCACUGAAUUUCCGAUGCUACAAGUUCGACCAGGGCCAAGUGGCCUGAGACGAGGCAAGUACUAG
Messenger RNA from Gongylonema pulchrum, 321 nucleotides. The record is from the annotation of a GenBank genome assembly. Lineage: Eukaryota; Metazoa; Nematoda; Chromadorea; Rhabditida; Gongylonematidae.